ACCUUUUAAGUUCGUCUCUAAGCUACUAGCCAAUAACCCAAUCCGAAACGUGGCGUCUGAACUCAGAGUUUACUUAUACCAAGCAGAGGCCGGACGCUGUUUGAGCUCUAAGCUUGAGAUUCUGUUUUCAAAAAGCUUUUUCGCAAUCCUUUGAUUGUUAAUGUUACUGGAAUCGUAAAAGUGGAAUUUUCAGUUGCUGGUCAAUAACGAUCUGGAAAAGAUGCUAGCAUUACCCUCAACAAGGUUUCUUCUAUUGUUCGGGGAAUCGUUACCAUCGUCUAGGUUACCUAAAGUGCCUAGGAAUGUUUGGGGCCGGAUCAGUGUACGAUCUGUGAGUCAGGUUAAUCCUGAUAACGAACCUCUUACUCUUGCCAGCCUUGGUUUUAAAAGUGACAGUGAGAAAACAAACAAGAACAAAGCAAAUGAAAUCGAGAGGCUUGAUGUUUCUAAUGGAACACCCAAAAGUAAGUCGAGGGCUGUUGGAAGCAAUAGUAUAAAAUCAGUGAAGGCAGCUGGGGUGAAAAAAUCACUAGAAAUUGAAUCAGCUCCUUUUGCAGCAAAGUCAUUUUCUGAGCUUGGCCUCCCACAUUUGUUGCUAGAGAGGUUAGAUGUAGCAGGCUUCACGGUUCCAACUGAUGUUCAGUCUGCAGCAGUUCCAACAAUUCUCAAGGGUCAUGAUGUCGUGAUUCAAUCAUACACAGGCUCAGGAAAAACAUUAGCGUAUCUGCUUCCCAUACUUUCUGAAGUAGGCCCACUGAAAAAGAAAUCUCCCAAUGGCGAUGGUGAAUCUGGGAAAAAAAAGGAGAUUGAUGCGGUUAUUGUAGCUCCCUCUAGGGAACUGGGGAUGCAAAUCGUUAGGGAGGUCGAAAAGCUUCUGGGACCUGAAGACAAGAAAGUUGUUCAGCAACUUGUGGGAGGUGCAAAUCGAUCAAGACAGGAAGAAGCUUUAAAGAAGAACAAGCCAGCAAUUGUUGUUGGAACCCCUGGUCGAAUUGCAGAGAUCAGUACAGCUGGGAAGCUUCACACUCAUAGCUGUCGUUUCUUAGUUUUAGAUGAAGUUGAUGAGCUCCUUUCAUUUAACUUUCGGGAGGAUAUGCACCGGAUAUUGGAACAUGUGGGCAGGAGGUCAGGUGCUGACCCCCGUGGCUCAAUUGCGAAGUGUGCUGAGCGUCGGACCAUUAUGGUGUCCGCAACAGUUCCGUAUUCUGUUAUAAGGGCAGCUAGGAGCUGGGGGUCUGACCCACUUCUUGUCCAAGCUAAAAAGGUCAUGCCACUUGAAUCUGUUGCGCCCUCUGGACCUGUUAAUAUCUUAAAACCUACAUCUGGUUCAGACUCAAGUUUGCGGACUCAGGCGGCAUCGCAAAGCCUACCACCUGCUUUGAAACACUACCAUUGUGUCACGAAAUUACAACAUAAGGUUGAUACAUUGAGAAGAUGUGUACACGCACUAGAUGCCAAGUCAGUGAUAGCUUUCAUGAACCAUACAAAGCAGCUAAAGGAUGCUGUCUUCAAAUUAGAGGCCCGUGGGAUAGUAGCUGCAGAGCUGCAUGGUGAUCUUGGCAAGCUUGCAAGGUCAACAACUUUGAAAAAGUUCAGGAAUGGAGAAGUGAGAGUUUUGGUGACAAAUGAACUUUCAGCAAGGGGUUUGGAUGUGGCCGAAUGUGAUCUUGUGGUUAAUCUGGAGUUGCCUACUGACUCUAUCCACUAUGCACACCGAGCUGGUCGAACGGGUAGGCUUGGUAGGAAAGGAACUGUGUUAACCGUAUGUGAGGAGCCAGAAGUAUUUGUUGUGAAGAAGUUACAGAAGCAGCUUGGAAUCCCCAUUCCCGCAUGUGAGUUCACAGAAGGAAAACUUAAUGUCGUUGAAGAAGACUAGACUUUGGGGCUGCCAGGUGAUACAUGCUCUUCUUUUUCACUAUCAUAUUUGGAGCUUUACCCAGCCCUUUUUCCUGCUUCUAUAUGCCUUGCUUAUGUUAUAUCAAAGGAAUAUUUUGUGCCCUAGUGAGUUACAUAUAAUAUAAUGAAUGUAAGUUUAUGAUUUCUUUAUAUAUAAGCUUUUGGUUCGGGGGGAAGCCAAACAUAUAUUACCUUUUGCAUUUCAUGAUGUAUCUGAAAGUAUAUUUGAAAUAUGCGCAAGUUAAUGCAUGUUAGACCA
This is a messenger RNA of Hibiscus syriacus, 2155 nucleotides long. Its product is annotated as DEAD-box ATP-dependent RNA helicase 47, mitochondrial-like. NCBI's taxonomy places the organism in Eukaryota, Viridiplantae, Streptophyta, Magnoliopsida, Malvales, Malvaceae. Gene Ontology annotation, molecular function: RNA helicase activity; ATP binding; RNA binding. The coding region runs from base 221 to 1876 and encodes 551 amino acids. The transcript is spliced from 2 exons. The record is from RefSeq and is a predicted model, not a curated record.